This is a messenger RNA of Rhodamnia argentea, 4610 nucleotides long. Its product is annotated as disease resistance protein RPV1-like. Bases 52 to 3513 code for a protein of 1153 amino acids. The record is from RefSeq and is a predicted model, not a curated record. The transcript has 6 exons. Gene Ontology annotation, biological process: defense response; signal transduction. Lineage: Eukaryota; Viridiplantae; Streptophyta; Magnoliopsida; Myrtales; Myrtaceae. Gene Ontology annotation, molecular function: protein binding; ADP binding.
UCCCCUUGUGUAAUUCGCUGUCUGUGCUUUCCCUCACCUUGAAAGAACAAAAUGACACCUUUCUGGCAUUAUCUCACGCCCGUUCUUAUCUUUGUGGCUGGGUACUUCAUUGUUACAAAGAAGAAUCAGAGGACCAUCCCUCGCUCACAAGACGAGGAUACUGGAAAACAAAGUGAUUCUGAGCUAUCUGCUUCCUACUACACCUCUGUUUUAGGAAAUAAUUACUACGUGUUCUUGAGCUUUAGAGGCGCUGAUACUCGCAAAGGCUUCAUCGAUCACCUCUACCAUAGACUCGUAGACAUGAGCCUGCACCAUUCAGACUUCGUGUUCAGAGAUGAUGACAAGCUCCGCAUUGGCCAGCCAAUUGGUGAUAAUCUUCUCGAUGCAAUCAAGCGUUCUAAGAUUUCAAUCCCAGUCAUCUCAGAAGAUUAUGCUGGUAGUAAAUGGUGCCUCAUCGAGCUCAUUGAGAUAAUGGAGUGCCAUGAACGCACAGGUCAAAUAGUCUUGCCCGUGCUUUACAAUGUGAAAACCGAUCAUGUGAAAACCAUGACGGGGAAAUUUGGAGAAGCCUUCCGACGCGAGAAGCAUAGGUUUGACGAAGAGUUCGAGGGAAAAGCGAAGGCAGCGCUCCAAAAAGUAGUUAAAAAUAAAGUAUACAAAUUAGAGGAUUAUAGCGGGUAUGAAGGGAAAUUAGUAAAAGAACUCAUAGAAGCAAUAGUGCUCAGACAGCAACAUGAUUUCCCUCCGUCUUUUCCCAAGGACUUGGUUGGAAUUGAUGAUCAUGUGGCUAGGGUUAUGAAUUUGGCUGAUAUUGCUUCUCCGGAAACUUCUAUGGAAACUCAAAUUAUUGUGAUUUAUGGGAUUGGCGGCAUCGGUAAGACGACUCUGGCCACAUUCAUCUAUAAAGAGCUUUUUGAUAAAUUUAAUUGCCACAGCUGUCUCAAUGAUAUUAGAGAAACAAUUAAAAGCAAGGGUAUGGAGUAUGUCCAAUCUCUACUGGCAUCACAUAUAACAAAAGGUAGAGUGCAUGAUUCUGGGAUUGAAAUGAUUAGACGUAAAUGUAAAGAAAAGAAGGUACUUAUUCUUCUUGACGAUGUGGAUAGUCAAGACCAUCUUGAUAAUUUGAUUGGAGGUUGUGAAUUCAAGUCGGGGAGUCGGAUCAUUAUUACAUGUCGAGAUAAGUUUCUAUUGAAGCCUGAAUACAAAGGGUAUGAACUCACAGAAAUGAACAUGCAAGACGCUUUGGUUCUGUUUAGGAAAUAUGCAUUCAAAGGAGAACAAACUCCAAUAGAACUCAUUGCUCUUUCUAGUGAUAUUGUUGCCACCACAGGAGGGAUUCCCUUAGCUCUGAUGAUUAUGGGUUCAUUUCUCAAUAGAAAAGAUAAAAGCAUAUGGACAGAGACGCUGGAGAAAUUGAAGAAGGUGCCUCAUAUCGAUGUACAACAAAAGUUGAGGAUAAGUUACGAUUCAUUAGGAUAUGAGGAACGGCAAAUGUUUCUAGACAUAGCAUGCUUUUUCAUUGGAAUUGACAAAAGAAUUGUCGCCUACCUGUGGAAGGAUCUCCAUUAUCGCGUUGAUUCCGGAUUCAAAAGAAUGAUAGAACUUUCGUUAAUAAUUGAUGAUGAUAACAAUGAGUUGAGAAUGCAUGAUCACUUAAGAGUUCUAGGCAGAGCUAUCGCCCGUCCAGCACAUAAAAAGCUUUGGAAACGUAGCAGACUAUGGGACGAGGAAGCCAUAACAGUUCAACGAAGCGAGAAGGAAAAUACAAAUGUUGAGGCAUUACAUCUGGACGAAAAUGGCUCAAGCAUGUUCAUGAAGCGAAAAAGCUUUAAGAAAAUGCCUUACCUGAAAUUCCUUCGUCUGAGUAAAGUCAAAUUUGAUGGAGAUUACGAGGAUUCACUUUCUGAAUUAAGAUGGCUAGAGUGGAAGAGUUGUCCCGAUUCUUUCACCGCGACCAAUGUUCAUUUGGAGAAAUUAGUGAUACUCAAUUUAUCAGGUGGUUCUAUUAGCGAAAAUUGGGGAGGAUGGACUUCAAUCACGGCGGAGAGGUUGAAAGUUCUCAAUCUUUCGCAGUGCUUAGACUUGAAGAGCACCCCUGAUCUCUCUGCAUUUGAGAAUUUAGAGAUGCUAAUCCUGGAAAGUUGCGAGAACUUGGAGGUAAUCGACCCUUCCAUUGGGAAGCUCGAGCGCCUCGUUUCCUUGAACUUGAGGUACUGUGGGAUUCUCAAGGUGUUACCCGAGCAAUUGGGCAAGCUAAAAGCAUUGGAGGAACUGGCCCUAGACGAGACUGAUGUACAAGAAAUCCCUCCAUGGAUAGGAUCUCUGGGGAAGCUGAAGACGCUUAGUGCCGUGGGUUGUCGUCUCCUGGCUCGAGUUGAUGACUCAAUAAGCGAUCUGUUAAGUUUGUCAACCCUCAACUUGAAGGCUUGUGUAAGCUUGCAAGGAUUUGCGGUCUCCUUCCAGGCCCAAGGAAAAUUGCAGCACUUGUCGUUGGAGAGAUGCAACAAGCUGAGAGAGAUCCCUUCUUCAAUUGGGAAUUUGGGAGAGUUGGUUGAGCUGGACUUGUCGCAUACAAUUAUUGACGAACUACCUGAAUCCAUGGGGGAAUUGAAGAAAUUGAAAAUUCUGAGGAUUUCCCAUAGUACGAUUAAAAAGUUGCCAAUCGCCAUUGGAGAAUUGAAAAGCCUGGAAGAGUUGCAUGCCUCAGGCUGCCGUAAGCUGGAAGGACAAAUUCCUCGAGAAGUAAAUGGAUUGUCUUCUCUAAAGACCCUUCGUUUAGGUGGAGCAAAGAUUUCUGGCUUGCCGGAGAACUUCCAUGAGCUUUCUUCUCUCGAGGACCUUGAUUUACUUGGCUGUGUGCAGCUUCAGUCACUGCCAGAACCUCCUUCCCGCUUAUCAUCCCUGCAGCUCACCUGCUGGAGCGGCGAGCUGCAGUCGUUCUCUCACCUAAUGCAUCUGAAGGAGCUCACCCUUCACUCUUGCACGUCUCUUCGAAGCAUCCCAGAGCUUCCCUCCUGCAUACAGAAGCUCCGCGUUCGGAGCUGCCCCAAUUUGAAAAAGUUGUCGAUUCUUCCCAAGUGGAAAUCCUUGUCGGAGUUAGAGCUCUUGCAAUGCAAUGGGCUGAAGGAGCUGGAUGGUCUGGAAGCUUUAACAUCCCUAAGAAAGUUGAACCUAUCCACAAGCACAGACUUGUCCAACCUCAACAGCUUUGACGAUUUAGAGUCGGUGAGUUCCUCGGACUCGCGCAGCUUCAAUUUUAAAAAGGCGGAUAAUCUCCAUGUGAUAUUAGGCUUCGAAAAUUUGAGAUCCCUGGAAGUGCUGAAUAUCUCUGGGCGGAAGCACAUUGAACGACUGAAUCUUUCAAAUUCGGAGCAUCUGAGGCAAUUGAUUGUAAAGGAUUGCCCAAGGUUAGUUGAAAUCCUCAUCCUUAAUAUAGUAUCCCUGGAGCGCUUUGAUUGGGAUGGGCGCCAGCCACAAAUCACCAGAGUCUCCAGCGCGCGACCGGCCACUUGAUAGUACUGGAUACUUUCAUUCCUGAGGGAAAGAGCAGUAAAAAGCUGACUAAGGUUCACAGGUCAAAGUUAGGUUUUACAUUUGACAGUACUGGAUACAGGGGAUGCAAUUUGAUGAGAGCGACACCAAAAAGAUUAGGUUUAGGACACUGCACUGCAUGAAAGAAUUGUGAAGAAGAUUUGAAAGUGUGGCACCACGAAAAAGAUCUGGUUCUGGAGAUUGCUAAAGUCUGCUUCUAAAUGUAAAUGUAGCAGGUAAGCUGCCGCUUUUCUGCUGAGAUUACCCGCUUUCAUUGGUAUUUUUAGUUUGCAUAGGGAUCUUCUUUGAUGUGUUAUGAUUCUCCGUCUUAAAUCCAGGAGCUGGGGGAAGUUGUUGGAGCAAGUAAUAUGUAAUGCUUCAGUGUUGUCUGGCUUGUGGUCAUGAUGAGAACAGAAAAGAUCAGGAUGACUCCAAAGGUGUAUUAGAUGUCUUCAGUCAAAUAGCAGUGAAGGGACCAUAAACGUGUAUUGCAUUUUCUCAUAGCCGGUAAAUUAAUGUCAAGAUGAAGAUUUGCUCUCUCUGAAGGUAGAUAUAAGGGCUUGAUAACGCUGAAAGUACAAUUAUCAACGGUGGAAAUCAUGUAGUCUUUCCUUGUUUUACUUCUUGCCUCUAUUAAUCAUCUUGCAAAUUCUUACCUCUAUACCAUUCGCAAUUUCCUCCUUCAGUUUGGUCAUUGUUUGGCGAUGACAUUGUCUAUGCCUCAGAGGCUUCAAACAAACAGAAGAUGUUCAAUGCAUUGGUGGAUAACAUUGUCAGAUCCAAACCAGAAGUAUGGAGAAUGUCCUUUAAAUCAACUUCAUUGCUCUCAUGACUUUUGGAUAAAAUGACAUGUAAUCAAUGCGGAGCUAGAAAGCUGCCCCUGAACAGAAUUGGGAAUUCAAUCCUGCAAUAAGCAGUUGUGUUUCAGCCAGAAAUGUGCGCCUUUUUUGGCUAGGCUGAUGGUGGGGACAAAAAAAUCUUCAGAGCUCGGGUAUCAUCCAGCUGUUUAUGGCACUGAAUGAAGUGGGAGGAGCUGUGCAUAUGAUUUUUACUUCUGUGGUGAGCUUAAUUGAUACUGC